This is a messenger RNA of Anolis sagrei ordinatus, 8980 nucleotides long. The record is from RefSeq and is a predicted model, not a curated record. Lineage: Eukaryota; Metazoa; Chordata; Lepidosauria; Squamata; Anolidae.
GAGGGGAGCCGGGGAAGGGAAGAGCCAAGAUGGCGGCGGGAGCAGCAAGGAGGGAGGAGGCGCUCUUCCUGCUCUUCCUCCUCUUGGAUCUCCUCAGACCGGAAGCUCCCCCGUCGUGAUCCCGCCGCCCUGCGAAGACCCUCAUCGUCUUCAUCCUUGUCGUCCCUCGUCCUGACCCGAGAAUGUCCAGUUCGGGCUACCCCACCAGCCAAGGGGCCUUCAGCGCGGAGCAGGGCCGCUACCCCACCCACUCGGUCCAGUACACCUUCCCCGGCGGGCGGCAUCAACAGGAGUUUGCCGUUCCAGACUUCCGGACCGCGCACCUGGAGGUCAGCCAGGCCACGCAGCUCCUCCAGCAGCAGCAGCAGCUCCGCCGGCGCCCCUCCCUCUUGUCCGAGUUCCACCCUGGCGCAGACAGGUACGUCCCUGUCCUGCAUCCCCUUUACGGCGUUCACACAAUCAGGCCGCAGGAGCGGAGGUCCGGCUACGAGGCGCAGUUCCACGCCGGCCCCUCGCCCGCCGACCAUGACGCCCUGGAGGCCAAGCGUCCGCGCCUCGACCCCUUGUCCGACGCCCAUUACCAACGGGUCAGUGCUGCUGCCGCCGCCCUGCCCUUGGCUCACGCUCUGCAGGAGGGGCUUCGGACCUCCGACUUGAAGAAGGAGCCGGGCUUUGUGGGCAAGCAUGAGGUGCCUCUGUCGCCGCUCUCGGGGCCGUCCUGCGGGGAAGACCAGAACGCCUCCCCCUCCAAGCUCUCCAAGGAGGAGCUGAUCCAGAGCAUGGACCGCGUGGACCGGGAGAUCGCCAAGGUGGAGCAGCAGAUCCUCAAGCUCAAGAAGAAGCAGCAACAACUCGAAGAAGAAGCCGCGAAGCCCCCUGAGCCCGAGAGGCCCGUCUCCCCUCCUCCGGUGGAGCAGAAGCACCGCAGCAUUGUCCAGAUCAUCUACGACGAGAAUCGGAAAAAAGCAGAGGAAGCUCACAAGAUCUUUGAAGGUUUGGGACCUCGAGUCGAACUGCCACUUUACAACCAACCGUCGGACACCAAAGUGUACCAUGAAAACAUCAAGACGAACCAAAUCAUGAGGAAGAAGCUGAUUUUGUUCUUCAAGCGGAGGAACCACGCCAGGAAACAGCGGGAGCAGAAGAUCUGCCAGCGCUAUGACGAGCUGAUGGAGGCCUGGGAGAAGAAGGUGGACCGGAUCGAGAACAACCCGCGCCGGAAGGCCAAGGAGAGCAAGACGCGGGAGUAUUACGAGAAGCAGUUCCCAGAGAUCCGGAAGCAGCGGGAGCAGCAGGAGCGCUUCCAACGGGAGACCAGCAACAAAAUGUUGCAGCGCGCAGAGCCUCCUGUCCAGGGUUCCAGCAGGGUUGGCCAGAGGGGGGCCGGGCUGUCCGCCACCAUCGCGCGGAGCGAGCACGAGAUCUCGGAGAUCAUCGACGGGCUCUCGGAGCAGGAGAACAACGAGAAGCAGAUGCGCCAGCUCUCGGUCAUCCCGCCCAUGAUGUUUGACGCAGAGCAGCGGCGGGUCAAAUUCAUCAACAUGAACGGCCUGAUGGAGGACCCCAUGAAGAUCUACAAGGACCGGCAGUUCAUGAACGUCUGGACUGACCAUGAGAAGGAGAUCUUCAAAGAAAAGUUUGUCCAGCAUCCAAAGAACUUUGGCUUAAUUGCGUCUUAUUUAGAAAGAAAGAACGUUCCGGACUGCGUCUUGUACUACUACCUGACCAAGAAGAACGAAAACUAUAAGGCUUUGGUGCGUCGCAACUACGGCAAGCGGCGCGGGAGGAACCAGCAACAAAUCGCUCGGCCGUCCCAAGAAGAAAAAGUCGAAGAAAAGAUAGAGGAGGAGAAGGCCGAGCGAACUGAGAAGAAGGAGGAGGAGAGGAGAGAUGAAGAGGAGAAGGACGAAAAAGAAGAAUCAAAGGAAACUCUCAAGGAGAAGGAGAAGGCCGAGUCAGUGCCCGAGGAGCCUGAGGAGCGGGAGCAGACUGCGCCCCGAGGCCGGAAGACCGCUAAUAGCCAGGGACGUCGCAAGGGACGCAUCACCAGGUCGAUGACCAAUGAGGCGGCUGCCGCCAACGCUGCCGCUGCUGCAGCCACUGAAGAACCACCGCCUCCGCUGCCCCCACCUCCGGAGCCAUCUUCUGCGGAGCCGGUCGAGACGUCGCGCUGGACGGAAGAAGAGAUGGAAGUGGCAAAGAAAGGCUUAGUGGAGCACGGACGCAACUGGGCGGCCAUUGCCAAGAUGGUGGGCACCAAGAGCGAGGCCCAGUGCAAGAACUUCUACUUCAACUACAAGCGGCGGCACAACCUAGACAGCCUCCUCCAGCAGUACAAGCAGAAGUCCUCCCGAAGGCCCCGCGAAGAGCGCGACGUGUCGCAGAGCGAAAGCGUGGCCUCCACCGUCUCAGCCCAAGAGGAUGAAGACAUCGAAGCCUCCAACGAGGAGGAGAACCCUGAAGACAGCGAAGGUGCUGAGAACAGCUCCGACACCGAGAGUGCCCCCUCACCUUGCCCGACAGAGGCCACCAAGCCAGCGGAAGACGCCCCUCCGGAGAGCCACUCGUCCCGGGUGGCGUCAGAAGCUGCGCCGGAGGGUGAAUCCACCACGAAGCCGGUCCCAAGCGGGUCCCCUCCUCUUUCUCCUCCUCCUCCUGCUCCGGAGGCCCAGAGUGUCAAGGUGGAGGAGAAGGGGGCGGCGGAGCUGCAGGUGAAGGAAGAGGCGCCAGGCGAGGUGGAGGAGCCCAUGGAGGCGGGGUGCGACUCCAAGCCCCUCCUAGGCUUGCUGGCCGGUGCCAAGGCCGAGCCCCCGGAGGCCCCUCAAGAGGUCCAGGUCAAGGCGGAGAGCAGUGAGACCAAGGAGCGGGUGGAAGAGGAGGCGGAGGCAGCCCCGGCGCCCACGGAGAAGGGCCAGCCCCAGAGGAUGGGCUUCGGGCCCCCCGCCCAGGCCCCGCCUCCCCCGGACCACUCCGACAAUGACUCCAGCGCCACCUGCAGCGCCGACGAGGAGGUCGAUGGGGAGCCCGACAGGCAGCGGUGGGCCUCCCUCCCGCGGGGAAGCCAGAGCCCACUGCCCUCCGCUGAGAGCAGGAUCUUCUCAAUGGAUGGCAAGCCUUCCAUCUUGAACCCCGGUGGUCCCCUCCUGGUGUCACCCAACAUCAAACAAGGGCCGAUGGACCUGCAGCAGCUCCAGAACCGGGCGGCCGUCAUCCCGCCAAUGGUCUCUUCCUCCUCCUUGCCGGGGCUGCCCCAGGGGAUGGCCAUGAGCGGCUACACCCUCUUCCAGCAGCACAUCAAAGCCAUGCACAAGUCCACCAUGCUGGAGGAGCAGCAGCAGCGCCAGCGGCAAGAGCAGAUGGAGGCUGAGUGUCGGCGGUCAGCCAGCCCCUGCGGCCCGGCCAGGAGUCCCAACAUUGAGUGGGACGGGAAGCCCAUGGCCUACAUGCCAUACGCCGAAGUGAAGCGCGCCAUGGAGCAGGAGGCGCAGAUGCAGAGCGCGGUGGUGCGCUCCUCCUCACCAUACCGCCUGUCGCCCCGGGAGGUCAGCAAGGCCUCCCCUCAGCCGGACAUCAACGCCGUGCGCUACAGCGUCCCACCAGUUCUCCAGCCCGCGCCUCACCAAGUCAUCACCAACCUCCCCGAAGGAGUCCGGCCCCUGACGACCCGGCCGACCCGACCUCCGCCCCCGUUGAUCCCCUCCUCCAAAACGGCGGUGCCCUCCGAGAAGCCCUCUUUCAUCAUGGGGGGAUCCAUCUCACAGGGCACCCCCGGGACGUACUUGACCUCCCACAGCCAAGCGUCCUAUGGCCAAGAGCCCUCCAAGCCCUCGGUGGGCUCCAUCUCCCUCGGAUUGCCAAGGCAGCAGGACUCCGCCAAAUCAGCUUCCCUGCCGUACAUCAAGCAGGAGGAAUUUUCUCCCCGAAGCCAGAACUCGCAGCCCGAAGGCCUCUUGGUCAGAGCCCAGCAUGACGGGGUGGUUCGAGGGACGGCAUCCGCUAUCCAAGAAGGAAGCAUCACUCGUGGGACACCAGCCAGCAAGGUUUCGGUUGAGACGAUGCCAUCUUUGCGUGGUUCCAUCACCCAGGGGACACCAGCCCUGUCCCAGUCGGGGAUUGCGGCCGACGUUCUGCUAAAAGGGACCAUCACACGCCUGGCCACGGAGGACAGCAGCCCCGAGAAGUGCCGGGAGGAAGCCGGCGCCUCCAAAGGCCACGUUAUUUAUGAGGGCAAGAGCGGGCACAUCAUCACCUACGACGCCAUCAAGAACGUCCGAGAGGGAACCCGGAGCCCGCGGACAGCUCACGAGAUGAGCCUGAAGCGGACCUACGACGCCAUGGAAGGAAACAUCAAGCAAGGGAUGUCCAUGAGGGAAUCGCCCGUCUCUGCACCUUUGGAAGGGCUGAUUUGCCGUGCCCUCCCUCGGGGCAGCCCUCAUGCAGACCUCAAGGAGAGGACUGUGCUCUCGGGGUCUAUCAUGCAAGGCACCCCGCGAGCAACGCCCGAGAGCUACGAGGAGGGGCUGAAGUACCCCAAGAUCAAGCGGGAGUCUCCUCCAACACGGAGCUUUGAGGGCGCCAUCUCCAAGGGGAAGCCCUAUGAGGGGGUCACCACCAUCAAGGAGAUGGGCCGUUCCAUCCAUGAGAUCCCCCGACAGGACCUACUGGGCCAGGAGAGCCGGAAGACACCCGACAUCGUCCCCGGCACGCGGCCCAUCAUCGAGGGCUCCAUCUCCCAGGGGACACCUAUCAAGUACGAGAGCGGCCCUGCUCCGUCCGCCAUCAAGCACAAUGUCAAGUCGCUGAUCACGGGCCCCAGCAAGCUGUCCCGCGGGAUGCCGCCGCUGGAGAUGGUGGCAGAGAGCGCCAAGGCGGCAGAGCAGCGCGGGAAGUACGAGGAGGCGAAGGUGGCGGCCGGUGGAGGGGAGGUGCGCCCCCGCCACACCUCGGUGGUCAGUGCAGGCCCCUCCGUCCUGCGCUCCACUCUGCAUGAGGCGCCUAAGGCCCAGCUCAGCCCUGGGAUCUACGAGGACGGCAGUGCCCGGAGGACCCCUGUCGGCUACCAGAGCCUGUCCAGGAGCUCCCCCAUGAUGAACCGGGGGCCAGAAGGGAAGUCGGCGAAUCACGAGAGGAAGUCCACCCUGACGCCGACGCAGCGGGAAAGCAUCCCGUCCAAGUCGCCAGUCCCCGGGGUGGAUCCAGUAGUGACCCAUGGACCCUUUGACCCCCACCAUCGGGGGGCCACGCCAGACGUCUACCGAAGCCACCUCCCCUCUCACCUGGACCCGGCCAUGCAGUUCCACAGGGCUCUGGAUCCUGCCACGGCCUACAUGUUCCAGCGGCAGCUGUCCCCGACGCCGGGCUACCCAAGCCAGUACCAGCUCUACGCCAUGGAGAACACGCGGCAGACCAUCUUCAACGACUACAUCACCUCUCAGCAGAUGCAGGUCAACCUGCGCCCCGACUUGGCCCGGGGCCUCUCCCCACGAGAGCAAGCGCUGGGCCUGCCCUACGCCGGAACCAGAGGGAUCAUUGACUUGAACAGCAUGGCUCCCACUAUCCUGGUGCCCCACCCAGGGGGGCCCAGCACCCCUCCCAUGGAGAGGAUCACCUACAUCCCCAGCACUCCGCUGGCAUUCCCCACCAGACCCUACAACCCGCCCUCCAUGUCCCCAGGGCACCCUUCCCACUUGGCGGCCUCUGCUGUGGCGAACGCUGAACGGGAGCGGGAGCGAGAAAAGGAACGAGAGCGAGAACGGGAGCGCGAGAGGGAGCGGGAGAGGAUCGCCACCGUCCCCUCUGAACUCUACCUUCGUCCCGGAGCCGAGCCACCCGGCCGUCCCUCCAGCCACGGCUACGUCCGCUCGCCCUCCCCUUCGGUGCGCAGCCAAGAGAGCAUCAUGCAGCAGCGGCCCAGCAUUUUCCAAGGCUCCAACGGGACGAGUGUCAUCACCCCGCUGGACCCCACUGCCCAGUUGCGCAUCAUGCAGCUUCCUCCUGGCGGCCCCUCCAUCACGCAAGGCCUGCCCGCUUCCCGCUACAACACGGCUGCUGACGCUUUGGCUGCCUUGGUGGACGCCGCGGCUUUGGCCCCGCAGAUGGAGGUGGGCAAGUCAAAAGACGGGGGGAAGCACGAGGGGAGCCGCAUCGAGGAGAACCCGGGCCGCCGGUCGGUGGUGAGCGAGCAGCAGCAGCAGCAAAUGGAGCCGAAGGAGUCCGAGAAGCGGACGUACCCCCCCUCGUCCUCAUCCUCGUCGUCCUUCUCUGGCAGCAAAGCCCAGGGCCAGUCUUCGUCAUCGUCCAGUUACUCAGAGUCUGGGAAGGAGAAAGGCCCGCCUUCCAUCUCCAAGUACGAGGAGGAGUUGCGCACCCGGGGGAAGACCACCAUCACCGCCGCCAACUUCAUCGACGUCAUCAUCACCCGGCAGAUCGCCUCCGACAAGGAUGCCCGAGACCGUGGAUCCCAGAGCUCUGACUCCUCCAGCAGUCUUUCCUCUUCCCAACGGUACGAACCGCCCCGAGAUGCCAUCGAGGUGAUCAGCCCUGCCAACUCUCCCGCCCCGCCCCAGGAGAAGAUGCCUCCAUACCAGCCGGAACCACCCAAAAUGGGCCAAGGAGAAAGAGACUGCAGCCGCCAGUACGAAGGAUCCAUCAAUUCGUACCGCUCGCAGCAGGAUUCUCCGUCACCGCAACAACCGCCGCCGCCUCCGCCACAACAGCAGCAGCAGCCGCCUCCGCAGCCACCGGGCGAAGGGAUGGGUCCAGUCCCUCGCACCCACCGCCUCAUCACUCUGGCUGAUCACAUCUGUCAAAUCAUCACGCAGGACUUUGCACGCAACCAAGCCUCCAGCCAGGCAGCCCUGCAGACCCCGGGCAGCACAUUCCAGUCCUCGGCCCCAUCCUCGGCGCCCCCCUCCGGCCGGACAAAGCCCCCCAGCCGCUACAGCCCUGAGGCCCAGGCCCAGCCAGCCCCCCCGCACCAGCGGCCGGCCUCCAGGGUCUCCCCCGAAAACCUCUCCGACAAAAGCAGGGGAAGGCUAGGGAAAUCCCCUGAAAGAAGCCAUGUCUCCUCCGAGUCGUACGAGCCCAUCUCCCCGCCACAGGCCCCCGCCAGUCACGAGAAGCAGGACAACCUUCUGUUGCUGUCGCAGCGAUCCGAACCUUCGGAACAGAGGACGGACUCUCGUUCCCCCGGAAGCAUGAGCUACCUGCCUUCCUUCUUCACGAAGCUGGAGAGCACCUCGGCCAUGGUCAAGUCCAAGAAGCAGGAGAUCUUUCGGAAGCUGAACUCCUGCGGCGGAGGCGACUCGGACAUGACCGCUGCUCAGCCAGGGACAGAAAUAUUUAACUUGCCUGCUGUCACGACUUCAGGACCGGUCAGCGCCCGAGGCCAUUCCUUUGCCGACCCGGCCAGCAACUUGGGCCUGGAGGACAUCAUCCGCAAAGCCCUGAUGGGCAACUUUGACGAGAAAGGGGAGGACCACGGCCUGGCUAUGGCCCAGCCCUUGGGGCUCCUGCCAGGGGGUGCCAACCCGGCGAGCGGCGGCGAGACCCGCAGGGAGGACGCCAACCCUUCGCCCAACCCGGGUGGGGGAGUUGGCAAGCAGAAGCUGAUGGGCAAGUCGGGCAGCCGGAAGUCCAAGUCCCCUCUCCCAGGGCAGGGCUACCUAGGGGCGGAACGUCCCUCGUCGGUUUCCUCGGUGCACUCGGAGGGCGACUACCACCGGCAGACCCCGGUGUGGUCCUGGGAGGACCGGCCCUCCUCCACAGGUCAGCCGAGCCAGGCGGCCAGCGGGGAGAGCAACUUGAAAGCAGGAUCCACCCAGUUCCCGUACAACCCCCUGACGAUGCGCAUGCUGAGCAGCACCCCUCCGACGUCCAUCACCUGCACCCCGUCGGCACCCGGACAGGUGCCCCCCCACCAGCCGAACCGGAUUUGGGAGCGGGAGCCAGCCCCGCUCCUCUCGGCCCAGUAUGAGACCCUUUCGGACAGUGACGACUGAACCCGGGGCCAAAGUCGGGGUGUGAGUGUGAGUGAGAGCUGGGGAGGCCCUUCUCCAUGCGCCGCGCCCCCGAAGACGGUCCUGGGUUGUCCAGAGAUGGCGUUAUUUCUGGAACUUGGAAAUAUUAUUGUGUUUUCCCCAGUCGGGUUGUGCAAAGACUCCUUUCUAUGCAAACCGCCAGGAUUGGGGGAGAACUGAAAAAUAUGUAAAGAGGUGUUUUGUUUUUGUUUGUUUGUUUUUUUUUUAAAGAGGACAUAUUACUGAGCAACAUCUUUAUUUGUAAAGAGAACCUGAACCUAAUAAGGAAACCAAGAGAGAGAGAGAAAGCGCCCAUUUCCCCCCUGUGUAAAUAGAGUAACCUUUUCCCUGCAAAAACCGCGCAUCGGUAGAGCAUUCUGGUGUACUUAUGUCAAAAUCACUGCAUACAACUCGUUGGGGUAAUUUUAUAAUUUUUUUAACAGAUUUUUUUCCUUCUCAAUGUUCAUUAUUUUUCAGGCGUCGCCCGGCCUGAGCAUCUCAAAACAAACGAGAGAUGGCGCUUGCUUACUCGUUUCCGUCGAGACGUUCAGGCCGGACGACGCCACUCGGCACAUAACAACCUCCUCGUCCGUUCGGCUGUAUAUUGCUACGUUUUCCGCCCUAAACGCAUACCUUUUUUUUCCUGUGGUGACAAAAUACAUUGUGGAGAUUUUAUUAUUAAUUCCGAAGCCGACCCCGUCUUGAAUGCUGUACAUUUUGUUUUGUUUUGUUUUUUUUAAAUAGGAAAACAAAAUAUAACUUGGUUUUCGCCGGGAUAUACAAACGCUAUUCUCUCCUCCGUACCGCCGUACAUUCCCCAAACUGUGAAACAUUGGCCUGGGGACGUAAUUGUGACACCUUUCUCUCUCCGCAUACACACAAACCCUCGCUUCCGAGAUUGCUGUUCUUACAUUUUAUCUCUUUGACAGGCGCUUGUAACUAAAUCGUUUUCCAGAACCAAA